UGUGAGACGGAGGCCGGAUCGGUCAGCGCACACGCACGGAUUCACAUACUGGAGAAGCUGAAGUUCACUCCCGUCCCGCAGUCGUCUCAGUGUCUGCAGCUGGACAGAGAGAGCAGUGUGAGCUGUGUGGCCACAGGACGAGAGACGCCCGUCAUACACUGGAGCAGAGCAGACGGAGCUGAUCUCCCGUCUCACGCCGCUCAGAUCAACGGGGUUCUGCGCUUCAGGACAGUGACCCGCGCAGACGGAGGAAACUACACGUGUGUGGCGUCCAGCAGCUCGCAGGGACAGAUACGAGCUCACGUCCAUCUCACUGUAGCAGUUGAGGUGGAGUUUAAGCUGCAGCCGGAGCAGACCACGGUCUAUCAGGGUCACACAGCCGUGCUUCACUGUCAGGCGUCAGGUGACCCGCAGCCGUACGUCCAGUGGAUGCUCAGAGACACACAGCUCCUCAGCAGCAGCUCCAGCAGGUUUCAGAAGAUGCAGAACGGCUCUCUGGUCAUUAGUGAUGUGAGCACGGAGGACACGGGUGUGUACACCUGCAUCGCAGGAAACACCUGCAGCAUCAGAGACACCGCGGCGCAGCUCUACGUCGUGGAGAAGCCCGUGCAUCCCCGCGGUGGAGACGAGGAUAAGAGUCAGUUUAAGAUGUUCCAGACCAUCGCUCUGUCUGUGGCCGUGGCCGUGGCGUACAUCAUCGCUGUGCUGGGACUCAUGUUCUACUGCAAACAGAGACGCAAGAACAAACGGCUGCAGAAGAGCCGCGCCGGAGAACAGCCUGAGAUGGAGUGUCUGAACGGUGUUCAGCUGAACGGACACAGGAUGUCUGAGAUCCAGGAGGAAGUGGCUUUAACCAGCGUGAGAUCUUCAGCAAACUCAGAGAAACAGCAGAGCUUUCCCAGAGCGCACCUGCAGACCAUCACCACACUGGGGCGUGGUGUGUUCGGCGAGGUGUUUCUGGCUAAAGCGAGGGCGAUGGAGGAGGCCGGGCCGGAGACGCUGGUGCUGGUCAAGAGUUUGGAGAGUCGAGAGGAAACGCACCGAGCCGAGUUCAGACGAGAGCUGGAGAUGUUCAGCAGACUCGAUCACGCUCACGUCGUGCGACUGCUGGGAGUCUGCAGAGAGACACAUCCUCAUUACAUGAUCCUGGAAUACGUGGAUCUGGGAGAUCUCAAACAGUUCCUCAGAAUAUCAACGAGCAGCGAUGAGAAACUCAAGCCACAUCCCAUCAGCACUAGAACUAAAGUCUCCAUCUGUGCUCAGGUGGCUCAUGGGAUGCAGCACUUAUCAAACAGAGGUUUUGUGCACAGAGACCUGGCGUCCAGGAACUGUCUGAUCAGCGGACAGAGACAGGUGAAGGUGUCUGCGCUCAGUCUGAGUAGAGACGUCUAUAACAGUGAGUACUAUGAGCACGGGCAGGUGUGUAUCCCGCUGCGCUGGCUGCCGGGUGAGAGUGUGUUUGAGGGAGAGUUCUGCAGUAAGUCGGACGUCUGGGCGUUCGGGGUGCUGAUGUGGGAGGUGUUCAGUCUGGGCGAGCUGCCGUACCCCACACUCAGUGACCAGCAGGUGAUGGAGGGUCUCCAGGCAGGUACUCUACAUUUGUCUCCUCCAGUGAACUGUCCUGCUCAUGUCUGCAGUCUGAUGAGCCGCUGCUGGGCGUCCAGUCCUAAAGAACGGCCCACGUUCAGCGAGAUCCUUCAGAUUCUGACUAAUUCCUCCGCAGACACCAAAGUCUAGAGGAUCACGACUGCCAUCAGAGACUCAAUCACACACAUUUCAGAUGCGAGAGUCUGCUCCGAGACUCGCUCAGGAUCAAACACACUUCUGUCCCAUUAAUGACCUGUUUACGCUUCUGUAGAAGCUCCUUCCUCUCGUUGAAGCCUCAGGGACUCCGGGGAUGACCUUUGACCUCAGCAGCGCAGGACAAUCACAGAUCCAUCAGGUUACAGAUGCAGGACGAGGUACUGCACACACAUGAAGCUGGAAUCACAUCACGCCUGCGGCUCUCGUCACGCGCUGAAAACAGCAGUGCCUACAGUCGAGUGUGUGUGUGUGUGUGUGUGUGUGUGUGUGUGUGUGUGUGUGAGUGUGUGUGUGUGUGUGUGUGUGUGUGUGUGAGUGUGUGUGUGUGUGUGUGUGUGUGUGUGUGUGUGUGUGUGUGUGUGAGUUGGUGUGUGUGUGUGUGUGUGUGAGUGUGUGUGUGUGUGUGUGUGUGUGUGUGUGUGUGUGUUUUCACAGCAUGAUGCCACGGAACGCAUCAUUAGUGGAGUUUAGUCUCUUGUUUGUGGGAAACAGAGAUUAAUGAUGAAGUUAGAGAUAGACGUACAAACCUGUAAUAUGAUAACAAACUCACUAAUUAACCUGUGUGUGUGUGUGUGUGUGUGAUGACAGGGAGAUUUUUGUCAAUAAUAACAUGAUCUUUGUUUCUCAGAGGUGCACACAGGUGACUGUGAUAUUGUAGUAAAUAAAUAUGCAACGCAUUGGAUUGCAAACAUUUCUAAGCCAUGAUUAAUUACCUGUUAUUUUAAUACGCAGUUCACUGUCCAUCUCUGCAAAAUCCUUCUGGAUUGUUUUCCUCGAGCACACCUGACAAACUUAAGGUGUCGUGUUGGUGUGUUGUGAUUCGAUCAGCGGUUCUCAACCAGGUCCAGUAUGGGUUCUCAAAAAAAAAAAAAAAAAAAAAAAACGCAUUAAAACACCUGAAAAUCAAGCUUUUUUUAAUUUAAGUUUACAGCUUUCAUCUUUUUUUUUUUUUAUGAACCAGAAAGGAGAAUCUGAAUAUAUGAGGCAUCCCGAUAUUUAAAAGUGUGAUCUCUAGAGCUGGAGAAGCCAUGAAAAUGAAUGAAAACUUAAUCCUGAUCCAGUGAAUCACAGACUGAAAAAGUGAGAUAAAUCAUUUUAAACCAGGAGGAACCCUGAGGAACAUUCAGCUCCUAAAACUUCUGGAAUGGGGAAAUUCAAUGCACAGAAACCAGGAGUGUCCAUAAUCAAAAUCAAACGUGUGCAUGGAGUCGUGGAGGUUGAGAAGCGUGAUGCAUGAUGUGGUGUGAGGACUGUGUGAGUUUAUGAUGAAGGUGGUGUCUCUCUGGGUUUAAUGUGGCCAGUGUUGGUGUAAUUCAGACUCCUGCAGCACAAACAUCAUCAGGUGAACAGACACCAGGAACAGGUCAACCUCCACUUUUACAGCUGAAAGUGCCUACAACAUGAAGGACUUAUUUGCGGGGUUUUUUUAACAGUAUCUUUUGUAAUGCGGUUAAAAGAAUGGCUUUUAUAUGACCUUAUCAUAUGUAUUUUUAUUAUUAUUAUUGUUAUUUGUUUUUAAUCUCUUGUCAUCGUCACUGUCUGUUCAUGGUUAUUUUAAGGCAGGUUCUCAUAUUUUAUAUUCUUCUUUAUAAAGGUCACAGUAAUCAGAUGUAAUGCUGCUCUCAUUAAACAUGUUUUUAACAUCC
Molecule: messenger RNA, 3449 nt
Organism: Carassius auratus (goldfish)
Lineage: Eukaryota; Metazoa; Chordata; Actinopteri; Cypriniformes; Cyprinidae
Product: inactive tyrosine-protein kinase 7-like
Exons: 12
Biological process (GO): protein phosphorylation
Molecular function (GO): ATP binding; transmembrane receptor protein tyrosine kinase activity
Source: RefSeq, a predicted model, not a curated record